Selaginella moellendorffii is the source of this 3098-nucleotide messenger RNA. RefSeq names its product chaperone protein ClpB 2. The transcript has 10 exons. Gene Ontology annotation, biological process: protein refolding; cellular response to heat. Gene Ontology annotation, cellular component: cytoplasm. NCBI's taxonomy places the organism in Eukaryota, Viridiplantae, Streptophyta, Lycopodiopsida, Selaginellales, Selaginellaceae. Gene Ontology annotation, molecular function: ATP hydrolysis activity; ATP binding. The coding region runs from base 11 to 2917 and encodes 968 amino acids. The record is from RefSeq and is a predicted model, not a curated record.
ACAACGAAGGAUGCAGGGGAGAGCGAUCGGGCGAGCGUUGCGAGCGGCGGACGAGCUGCUGCCACAGGUGCGAUGCAUCGCCGGUGGCGCCACGCGAAAUCUGAGUAGCUCUAGCAGUCAAUCUGGAUCAGUUGUAGCGGCAGAAGUUUCCGGGAGAGGUAUCGCGCACAGCGCGUCCUCCAGAUUCUGGUCCGACAGUCUCUACCGGCGAGGCGUUCUAUGGUCGCUGGAUCACAGGCGAGGCUUCCAUGGCACCUCGCGCUUGGAAGCGCCGGUCACUCUUUCUCCCAAGGAUUACACAAACAUGGCUUGGCAAGCCAUGGUUUCCGCCGUGGAACUGGCACAAUCAAACAGACAACAGGUUGUAGAAACCGAGCAUCUUCUAAAGGCUUUGCUGGAGCAAAAAAAUGGUCUUGCACGGAGGAUUUUCACCAAGGCCGGGAUUGAUAACUCGGCUCUUUUGCAAGCAACUGAGCGAUACAUCGAGCGCCAGCCUAAGGUGACGGGAAACAUAUCUGGCGCUAUGCUUGGCCAGAGCCUCGACAGUUUACUCGAUCGAGCCAAGGGUCACAUGAAGGACUUUGGAGAUAAUUAUACGUCAAUCGAGCAUUUAGUUCUUGCACUCGCGGAAGACAUUCGUAUCGGGAAGGAGUUGUUUGGGCAGUUCGGUCUCAAUGCCAAGGCUACUAAAGAUGCGAUCACUGCCAUUCGAGGGACACAGAAGGUUACUGAUCAAGCCCCUGAAAACAAGUAUGAAGCACUAGAGAAAUUUGGAGUGGAUUUGACUGAGAUGGCCCGCCAAGGAAAGCUUGAUCCGGUCAUCGGUCGUGAUGACGAAAUUCGACGGUGCAUUCAAAUCUUGUGCCGGCGAACCAAGAACAAUCCUGUCGUGAUUGGAGAGCCUGGUGUGGGCAAGACUGCUAUAGCCGAAGGACUUGCUCAGCGUAUAGUUCAAGGAGACGUACCCGAGGCCCUUGCCAACCGGAAGCUGAUAUCAUUGGACUUGGGAGCCUUGAUCGCAGGAGCGAAGUUUCAAGGAGAAUUUGAAGAUCGAUUAAAAGCUGUUCUAAAAGAAGUGAAGGAGUCCGAGGGGUACAUUGUGCUUUUCAUUGACGAAAUCCACAUGGUCGUCGGGGCAGGUGCCACCUCGGGAGCCAUGGAUGCUGGAAACUUGCUAAGGCCAAUGCUGGGCCGUGGUGAACUGAGGUGCAUUGGUGCCACGACAAUAAAGGAAUAUCGCAAGUACCUUGAGAAGGAUGCAGCUCUGGAAAGGCGUUUCCAGCAAGUUUAUGUUGCGGAGCCUGCCGUGGAAGAUGCGAUAUCCAUUCUUCGUGGAUUGCGAGAGAAAUACGAGCUUCACCACGGAGUAAAAAUCUCAGACAACGCUUUAGUCGAAGCUGCUAUACUCUCUUCUCGAUACAUCAGCGACCGUUUCUUACCAGACAAAGCCAUCGAUCUUGUUGACGAGGCCGCUGCAAAGCUGAAGAUGGAGAGGACGUCGAAGCCGACUGCUCUAGACGAGAUUGAUCGGGUUAUCAUCAAGCUGGAGAUGGAGCGUUUGUCUGUUGAACAUGACAAUGAUAAAGCUUCCCGCGAGAGGCUGCAGAAGCUAGAAGCAGAGCUAGCAUCUCUCAAAGAGAAACAGAAGGCCUUGCAGCAGCAAUGGGAGAUGGAAAAGUCGAUCAUGACUCGCAUCAACUCGAUCAAAGAAGAGAUUGACCGUGUCAAUCUCGAAAUCCAACAGGCCGAGAGAGACUACGACCUCAACAGAGCCGCCGAGCUCAAGUAUGGCGUCCUUACCAACUUACAAAAGCAACUCAACGAAGCCGAAGGCGAGCUUGCAACGUACAGGAAGUCUGAGAAAGCAAUGCUGCGAGAGGAGAUCACUGCCGACGACAUUGCUGAGAUAGUCAGCAAGUGGACAAAGAUUCCCGUCUCAAGGCUGCUCCAGUCCGAGAUGGAGAAGCUGCUCCACCUCGACGAACACUUACACAAGCGCUUGAUCGGCCAAGACCCCGCAGUGCAAGCCGUGGCCGAUGCUAUACGCCGUUCCAGAGCUGGACUCGCGGAUCCAAACCGUCCUAUCGCCAGCUUCAUGUUCAUGGGGCCGACCGGAGUCGGGAAAACGGAGCUGGCCAAAGCUCUAGCCGAAUACCUGUUCGACACGGACAAAGCGCUGCUGAGAUUCGACAUGAGCGAGUACAUGGAGAAGCACGCUGUGUCCCGGCUCAUUGGCGCUCCUCCAGGAUACGUGGGAUACGAAGAAGGCGGGCAGCUGACCGAGAGCGUCCGCCGGCGGCCUUACUCGGUGGUUCUCUUCGACGAGAUUGAAAAGGCUCACACGGACGUCUUCAACAUCUUCCUCCAGAUACUCGACGAUGGCCGCGUGACGGACUCGCAGGGCCGGACGGUGAACUUCACCAACACCGUGGUGAUCAUGACGUCCAACCUCGGCUCGCAGCACAUCCUGGACGCUCUGAAAUCAUCGGGCGACAAGAACGCGGCAUAUCAGUCGAUGAAGGAGACGGUGAUGGAAGUGGCUCGCUCCACCUUCCGGCCAGAGUUCAUGAACAGGGUGGACGAGUUCAUCGUGUUCCAGCCCCUGGACGUGGAUCAGAUCCAAGAAAUCGUCAAGCUCCAGCUGCAAAACGUGGAGAAGAGACUCCAACACCGCAAGAUCUCUUUGAAGAUCACGGACGAUGCGGUGCAGGUGUUUGCCAAGCUUGGAUAUGAUCCGAACUAUGGCGCCAGGCCAGUGAAGCGAGUGAUCCAGCAGUACGUGACCAACGAGCUGGCUAAAGGGAUUUUGAAGGGCGAGUUCAAGGAGGAGGACACGGUGCUUAUCAUGACCGAGGACGGGAAGCUGGCCAUGAGAAAAUGGUCGCCUUCUUUACAUCAGCUGGUCGCUGUAGCGUGAAAAGUUUCUUCUGUUUUUUUUUUUUUGUGGAGCUCGAGUUACACUUUUACUAACUUUUAUCAGAAUCCAAUUACAUGUUUGUAAGCUGGUAGACACCAAAACAAUGUCAUGUAAAAUGUGGAGUUAGCACAGCUUGAUUGGUGAGAUUUUAUAUAAGAAUCUGUAUGGACAUUUCCUGAAA